AUAAGAAUUUGAUCUAAAAUUUAAAGCUUAUAAAGUUGUGAUUAAAAAGUAAAGAAGGACUAUUAUUUGCAAAAAUUUCAAUAAUGUUAAUAAUCAUUAAAAACGCUAAAACAGCGCCAUUUGGCCAAUGUUAAAUUCCUUCCUUUUUUAAAUAAUGCUACGGGUGAUCAUCCAUACAAACAGUUUUUCAACACAAUGUACACGGCCAGGGUAAAAUAUUCAUUGGCAACACUGUUAUGACAUAUGCGAUCACAGCUAACAGCUGACCACAACAACGCGUUCACGCUUCGCUUUAUUUGUUGUGUUAAAAAACUUUACUAAAUCGUCUAAGUUUUAUAUGUGUUACGGCAAUGAGUGAUAAUAGUGAGAUUUGUGUAUUUUGUAGAGAUCAAACAUUUGAUAAAGUUAUUAAAUUUACGGCGGAAACAAUAAAAAAAUGUAAGACUGUUCUGGAGUAUCGUCAAAACAAAAUGAUUAAAAGGAAAUCACGCACUUCCUAUAAUAAAGUAGAAAUUCCAGACGAAACUUCAUUUAAAGACGGUUAUCAUGCGCAGUGUUACAAAUUAUUUACAGCGAUUAAAAUACCACCUGAUUUCCAGAAGCCACAAAAAAGUGAAGCAGAAUGUGAUAAUGCGCUCCAAGUUUCUGGAGAUUCCAAGAUCUAUUUUUCUGAUAGUUCCUCAACAACUCAGGUUGCUGGUACUAUAAGAGACGAACCAGGAGUAUCAAAUGAGUCUGAGCAUGAAUUUGAGGAUUCUGGUGAUCAGUUUUGUGCAGUUGACCCCUUAUGUGAUGAGGUUUUACCACCAGUAAAAUGCUUCAUUUGUGAAAGAGCACGUAAACGACAUCGUGGCCGUGAAGUUCCAUUGGCAGUCAAUAGAUUUCGAACUAUUGAUCUAAUAAAAAGUGCAGCUACUGAACAUUGUGACAUAGUAAUGUUGAAAAAACUCAGUUCCUUUUCUAAACAUUAUGAUAUUCCUUAUCACAAAUGUUGUAAAGAUCAAUAUUUACGAACCAUUUCAAAAGGAGAUGAGAGUGAUUUUCUUAAAAAGAGGAAGGCAUCAAACACAGCUUAUGUCAUGCUUUGUCAAAUUUUGGAGGAAUAUUGUGUUGAAAACAAUGAAGGAAUUUUGUUUGAUGCUGUCAAGAAAGAAUACCACAAUUUACUCAUCGAACAAUGCAAGCUAUUAUCUGAUUCUAUUAACAGCAGUUCAUUUUCAGAUCGUUACUUAGAAAGAAAGAUAAUGGAUACAUUUAAAAAAAAGAUAAAGAUUAUCUGUAAAGGAAAUCAAAAGUUUCUUGUUCCAUUUUCGGCCCUACAAUGAUUUAUACAAAAAAUAACGUUAUUUUUUACACGUACACAAGUACACUUUCAAUUAUACCAUGCCCCUUACGCAGCAGACUGCAGGUUACUCGCUUUAUUUAAACAGUAAUCAGUUAUAACGAAAUUGCCUGAAGAUUGGUCUGCUAAAGCCUCUUGGGCU
Molecule: messenger RNA, 1484 nt
Organism: Papilio machaon (common yellow swallowtail)
Lineage: Eukaryota; Metazoa; Arthropoda; Insecta; Lepidoptera; Papilionidae
Exons: 2
Coding region: 351-1325 (324 amino acids)
Source: RefSeq, a predicted model, not a curated record